AUGGAAAAGAAUAGUAUCACUCGAGACCGUGUUGUUGACAAUGAUCGAACUUUUAAGGAAUAUUCUUGUCAAAUAUGUCAGAAUCUAUUAUGGAAACCCAAUUCAUGUUCAUCAUGUCAUCGAAUACUCUGUGAAAAAUGUAUGCAAAAAUGGUUCGAAAAUCCAUUGAAUAGAAAUUCAUGUCCAUUUUGUUCUAAACUAUCUGAAUAUAAACCAUGUUCAUUUCUUGCUCAACUCAUGUUAUCUCAUUUACGCAUUCGUUGUCGAAACGAAAAGUUAGGUUGUAAACAAAUCUUACCUUAUAAACAAUUAGAACAUCAUGAAACUGCUAAUUGUCAAUACUUAAGUGAACAAUGUGUGAGAUGUAAUCAAUUAAUACUUCGUUCAAAACUUGUUGAUCAUCAACAAAGGUCAGAACAGUGCAUAUCCUGUCCAAUUAAAUGCACAAUUUGCAAAAACUCUUUUGAAGGCAUCGAUUUUCAAGAACAUUUCACUGAAUGUUAUCAACAAAAAAUUGAUCAAUUAAACACAAACAUAUAUUGUGAUAGCAAUAUGGGAAGAGAUAUUCCAGAUAAUGAACAAAUUGCACCUAAUAGUUCAUUGAUAUAUUUAGAAAAGUCAUAUGAUAAUAUUGAACUAGUUUUUGAAAAUUUAUCACCAAUUCGUUUAUAUUAUUCAUUUAUACCAACACAUUCGGCCAUUACUCUGAUUGUUUUUAUUUAUUAUGAUCUGGCAUUUUUAAUUGUUUCGCCUGAUAUUUAA
This is a messenger RNA of Adineta steineri, 762 nucleotides long. NCBI's taxonomy places the organism in Eukaryota, Metazoa, Rotifera, Eurotatoria, Adinetida, Adinetidae. The record is from the annotation of a GenBank genome assembly.